This is a messenger RNA of Daphnia carinata, 2840 nucleotides long. RefSeq names its product diuretic hormone receptor-like. The coding region runs from base 505 to 2109 and encodes 534 amino acids. The record is from RefSeq and is a predicted model, not a curated record. Gene Ontology annotation, biological process: adenylate cyclase-modulating G protein-coupled receptor signaling pathway; cell surface receptor signaling pathway. Lineage: Eukaryota; Metazoa; Arthropoda; Branchiopoda; Diplostraca; Daphniidae. The transcript is spliced from 14 exons. Gene Ontology annotation, cellular component: plasma membrane. Gene Ontology annotation, molecular function: peptide hormone binding; diuretic hormone receptor activity; G protein-coupled peptide receptor activity.
CCAUCGAAAUUUCGUCUGGCACAGUUGCACAUUCUCAGUUAGACGUAGACCUCGUUUGGUGUUCCCGCGUUUUUUCAGAUCCUCAUUCUAUUGUGUGAUUGAACACGUUUUUUCAAUUCUUUCCUCUAGUCGUAGGAAAGAAAUUGAACAAUUUUUUCAAGUAGUGGGCUAGAAAAACUGAGUUGAACGGACAGCAAGAUCUUUGACAGACAAUCCUUGUGGACGUGCUAGUGUCGAGCGUGAAUCCUUCUUGUAUCUUAGGUGUGGCUGGAAGGCAAAUUAUUUUCCAUCGUGUACGAAGACGUGCAAAAUUUAGAAGAAAAUGGCACAUGUUUGCCAGCAUCUGCGUUUUCCAGAUUUUUGCGGAUGGAAUUCCAAAACUGCACGCCACAUCGGAUAAUCAGAUCGACGCCGAUAUUCCUGUGAUCGCUGAACAUCGAUUCGAUUCUAAUUUAUUAGACGAGGGCCGGGACUAGAAGAGAUUGAAAUCGACUAGUUAUUCCAAUGGCUUCUGAAAACGUUUGGUCGGAGCAGUUGGCGGACAUGGCGGACGAAGCCGCAUAUGGGUCCGAUAAAAUGAUGCUGGACGACAUUGUGGGCUUGGAAGAGCUAAUGGCCCUCAACAUCACCAACGAGAACGAAUUGGACUGUUUGUUUAAUUUCUUGCGCCAACCUUAUCCGCCGGAAGGCUUCGAAACUGUCUCCGCCUUUUGCAACAGUACGUGGGAUGGUGUCAGUUGUUGGCCGACGACGCUGGCCGGCUCGACGUCCGUCCUCCCUUGCGUCGACGAACUCAACGGCAUCAAAUACGACACGGCCCAUAAUGCGACGAGAGUCUGCCAGCCGAACGGAAUGUGGGCAAAUUAUAGCAACUACCGUUCGUGUGUGCCGUUGUCGACCGAUUUCGGAGGUGCAACUCCCGAGUACGGCGUCGGCAUCAGCGAGGACACGACCACCAUCUACUUUACCGGCUACACCGUCUCCAUCGUGGCCCUCACUCUCGCCAUCUGGAUCUUUAUUCACAACAAGGACCUCCGCUGCCUGCGCAACACAAUCCACACGCACUUGCUCAUCACGUACAUCAUGGCCGACCUCCUCUGGAUCGUCACGGCUACUCUGCAGUUGUACCGUGGCGAGACCAAUAAAGGAUCGUGUAUCAUAGUCAUUUUUCUUCACUACUUCCACCUGACCAACUUUUUUUGGAUGUUUGUCGAAGGUUUUUACCUCUACAUGCUCGUCGUGGAAACGUUCUCUGCCGACAAGAUACGAUUACGCAUCUACGCGCUUAUUGGUUGGGGGAUUCCGCUACCGGUGGUCAUCGUGUGGGCUGUCGUUAAAGCCAACUGGUUCACUUACACGUCGACAGAAGGCCACCAGAAGCUGGACCUGGAGUCAUUCCUGGCCAACUGUCCGUGGAUGGUGUCCAACUCGACAGACUGGAUAUAUAUGAGUCCGGCUAUCAUUGUCCUCUUCGUCAACAUUCUCUUUCUCGUCAAGAUCAUGUGGGUUCUGAUAACGAAACUGCGCUCAGCUAAUUCAGCCGAAACGCAACAGUACCGCAAAGGUAGCAAAGCUCUUUUGGUGCUGAUUCCUCUUCUCGGGCUCACCUACGUGCUGGUCAUCGCCGGACCUACAGAGGGUCUCAUCGCCAUUUACUUCUCACACAUUCGAGCUGUUCUUCUUUCCACUCAGGGAUUCCUGGUCACUUUGUUCUUCUGCUUUCUCAAUACGGAAGUACGCAACUCGUUGAGACACCACUGGAACAGAUGGAGAACCACUAGUCGUUGGCUUGAUCAUUCCCAAAGUCACAAUAGCCGAGCUAAUAGGUGUGGCGCAGUGUUAAGUAACAAACGCAAUGCUAUGGAUGGAUUUCGAGCUACGUCCGAGAGCACCAGGUUGUAUAGCAGCUUUCAAGAACGCAGUCAGAACAAACGUGAUUCUGCGUUCAGUGAUGUGACGAUGGUUACUGCCUUCACCCCCAGUUCGGUCAUUCAUCUGAGCAAUUUCGGACCGAGCAACAUUAGCGUUGAAGGCAAUUUGGACAUGCGAGAACAACUCGAACUUUACCUGCCCAGCAAAGUGAAUAAAUGCAGAAACUCGGUUUGUUAGCCAUCAGCAGGCGGGUUGAUAGCUAGUGGUCAUUGGCAGUCACUACUUUUUAUGGAGAUGUUUGCUCACAACGGAUACUGGUAUUUAUUUAGGAUUAUGAACGUUUGAUCAACAAUCACCGCUAGUAAAUUUUUUCACGUUUACAAAAAAAACUUGGACCUUUGAGGAUAGAAGGUACCAACAUUCAUUUGCCAACGAUUUGGAAUAGGAUUUCCUUCAGGAGGUGUACGCUCAUACAAAAACCGAAACAAUAUGCUACUAUGGGUGUUACUUAUUUCACUGUAAACAUUAUCCAUGUAUUCGUCACGGCCCUUGUUUGUUUUGUGUUUUUUGUGGAUGUUUUCUCUGUGUUGGCGAUUCACAGCGAUAACGAAAUUUCAUCGGUGCGCUUAAACUGAUCGAAUGGUGUAAUUGUGGAAACGUGAUCCUGCCUUCAGUUAAUAACCCUUAAAGGCGCUUUAUCCGACGCCUCUCGUUCCAUACUGGUACCUUAAUAUAAACUGUGCGUAUACGUACGUCAAGUUUUCCUAUUUCCAAAUUUUUGACUACUCAACUAGGCGUAAAAUAGCUUGUUGUUUUCCUAACUGAGGAUGCUAGAUUUUCUGCUGAAUCCCGAAUUGAAGACACGCACUAAAGUUGUACAUCAUACUUCAUACUGUUACUUGAACAAUUUUUUGACGAUAACCAAAUUUAUAUAUGUAUAAUCGGUUCAAUAAAUAAUGUGUGACGUG